AUGAAUUAUCAAGGUACCAAUGCUUAUGGGAACAACGAAUACCCUUCCUAUCAAGAUUUGGCAAAUUCCAAGGUUACCAAUACUGACAGACCUGACGAAGACGAAAACGCUUCUUAUCCAGACUACCAGCCUAACUUCAGAUCCCAGGAAACCUUGACAUACACUGGUGGAGGUUAUGCUGACAACCGUGAACCGUUCACAAAUGAUGUAAGUCUGCCUUUUGCAACUGACGAUAAUUCAAAUGGAUUGCUGACACGGAGAUAUACGAUCUUAACGUUCCCUCGACUUGCCGUGAUGUCCAACGAACAGUUCGCGGAUGCUCAUGGGGAUCAUCAAUGCACCUUGUAUCAGGAGGCAGAGCCAAAUUCUCAUUUCAUCGAUACAAGCAAUGGUGGAAGCUCUGGACUCGUUCCGCACCAGCAAUCAGGAGUCUUUCAUCCGGGUAUCAUGAAUGCUGAUGGUCAAGAUGACAACUAUAUUUCUGCUCAAUCGCACCUAAAUAAUCAAAACAUAAAUGUGCCUGAUCAAAUAUACAUUGACCCGCCACCUAAUCGAGCUUUCGAUGAAUCGUCAGCUAUGUACCAACCCGACUACAUGUUGCCUUCCCAUGGUCCGAUUCCGAGCAACGAUCCGAUUUAUUACAUCGGUCAAGCAACGAAGCCCAUAAAUCCAGCCGUCACAGAGGGAAGUUUAGCAUCUCCAGAGGUGAACAAAUGGCAAAGUGAUACUGCUGAUACAAAUGUUUCGAGACCCCUCAAUGAGCAGCCAGUACCGAUAACUGGACUUGAACCCCAAAUACCGAUGAACGAGCAACAAAGACGUCUGAUCAGGUUGUAUGGGAAAGAUAGUGAACCCGGGUCAGAAGUGCGACCAAACGAUAUCUUUCCUUGUGAUACAGUGUUUAUACACGAUGAAGAGAUCCCCCCAUUAUUUCCCAACGGCCUUCAGGAUGCUGUGGACUAUGAAACAGUCUGUGUCACACGCAAUCUGGAGGCUAAUGUUGAUGGCGAGAUCCGUACAUACACUAUGCUUCAAGCUAUAUACGAUACAGGGAAAACGCAACGACCUGAAGUAACAUCGUUCGAUUCAUUUCCAACGCCCAAUGUCAAAUCAUGGAUGGUACCGAUUGGGUUACUCUCGGCUGCACUCAAUAGCCUCCCAACUGAGAGUACGGAUAAAGAAAGGGAAUCUGGGUUUCUCAUAGGAUCUCUUACAUCCCGAGGGCAGUUCUCUCGGAUCGAAUCACGUGAAUGGUCAAAGCUAUCAGCCGAUCAAGUAUAUCUUUCUCUAUGUCUUCAACCCAAUCUGGAGAUGACGAUAUCUCACCCAAGAGGUGAGAUCUCAGAAAUCCCCGCAAAUAACCGCACUUUAGAACAAGAGAAUGCUUGGAGGGUUUAUUAUCAAUCACAAUUCGUAAGGUUCUUGGAGGGUUCAUGCUGUGGUCGUUUGGCUACAGAGAACACGAGAGGUACUAUGUGUAUGGAACAUGGUCAAGUACGAAGAAGAAGAAGAAGCAAGGCUGAACUGGACCGGCGUCGGCACUUGCGUCUUGGUGAUUGUGAAAGUGAACAAAAUGAUUCUCACUCCUCUGCACUCGUAUCAAUGGAGAAUGAAUCAUGA
This is a messenger RNA of Kwoniella shivajii, 1620 nucleotides long. RefSeq lists its product as uncharacterized. The coding region runs from base 1 to 1620 and encodes 539 amino acids. The record is from RefSeq and is a predicted model, not a curated record. NCBI's taxonomy places the organism in Eukaryota, Fungi, Basidiomycota, Tremellomycetes, Tremellales, Cryptococcaceae. The transcript has a single exon.